Pipistrellus nathusii (Nathusius's pipistrelle) is the source of this 960-nucleotide messenger RNA. The record is from the annotation of a GenBank genome assembly. Lineage: Eukaryota; Metazoa; Chordata; Mammalia; Chiroptera; Vespertilionidae.
AUGCUGGUGGUGGAGGUGGCGAACGGCCGCUCCCUGGUGUGGGGGGCCGAGGCGGUGCAGGCGCUGCGGGAGCGCCUGGGAGUAGGGGGCCGCACGGUGGGCGCCCUGCCCCGCGGGCCCCGCCAGAACUCGCGCCUGGGCCUCCCGCUGCUGCUGAUGCCCGAGGAGGCGCGGCUCCUGGCCGAGAUCGGCGCCGUGACCCUGGUCAGCGCCCCGCGCCCGGAUCCCCGCGGACACAGCCUGGCUCUGGCAUCCUUCAAGCGCCAGCAAGAGCAGAGCUUCCAGGAGCAAAGCGCCCUGGCGGCCGAGGCCCGGGAGACCCGUCGCCAGGGGCUCCUGGAGAAGAUUGCAGAGGGCCAGGCGGCCAAGAAGCAGAAGCUGGAGCAAGAUUCCGGGGCCAGCGAGAGCCAGGAGGCCGGCGAGAACCAAGCAGCGGCUGAGAACGAGGCCGGUGCGAGCCAGGCUUCGGGAGGAGAGCAGGAGGAAGCAGGCUCCUCCUGUCCCCAACCGGGGCCCUCCGAGGGGGUGGCCCCCUUGCCCAGGUCUGCCCUGCUGGUCCAGCUAGCCACUGCUCGGCCUCGACCCAUCAAGGCCAGGCCCCUGGACUGGCGUGUGCGGUCCAAGGACUGGCCCCACGCCGGCCGCCCGGCCCACGAGCUGCGCUACACCAUCUACAGGGACCUGUGGGAGCGAGGCUUUUUCCUCAGCGCGGCUGGCAAGUUCGGAGGCGACUUCCUGGUCUAUCCUGGCGACCCGCUCCGCUUCCAUGCCCACUACAUCGCCCAGUGCUGGGCUCCUGAGGACCCCAUCCCACUCCAGGACCUGGUUUCUGCCGGCCGCCUGGGCACCAGCGUCAGGAAGACGCUGCUCCUGUGUUCUCCGCAGCCUGAUGGGCUCAGGUCCCAGGAGAUCUCAAUAAACCUGUUGAAUACAUGUUGUGUUUGUGAUUUGAAUCCUUAG